AUGGCGUCCAUGAUGGAACAAGCUGAAACAGCCAUGGCUGCUGAGUGCUGCUGCAUCUAUAGGGCGCCGAAUGAUAUACGCAAGUUGAAUGAAGAUAGCUUUACCCCAAAGGUGGUUUCUAUUGGCCCUUUUCACUAUGGGCAUCCCAGACUACAAAACAUGGAAAAGUACAAGCUUGUGUAUCUCAAGCAAUUGUGUCAAAGAAUUUCAUGCACCAUUGAAGGUUUGGAUAGAUUAAUCAGCCUUGUAGAGGAGAUUGAGCCAAGCGUUCGUCUUCACUACUCAGAGCCUAUUGAGCUUAGCAAUCCGGAACUUGUGAAGGUGAUUCUAGUGGAUUCUUGUUUCUUAUUUGAGCUAUUUUUGAGGUCAUAUUAUAGUGAAUGGGAUGGCAUUAUUAAGUUAAAACCAUGGCAAGCCACUGCUGUAAGGAUAGAUUUACUUCUGCUUGAGAAUCAACUGCCAUUUCAUGAUCUUGACAAGCUAUUCCGUCGGGUUUUUCCCUUUAGCGGGACUGACAACUGUGGAAAUCCUUCAUUUCUUCAUCUCACUUUUAACUAUUUUGCCUAUUAUAACAAAGUGGAAUUAGACCCUCAAGAUAUUAGCAUUAGCCACUUCACAGAUCUGAUUAGAACAUUUCACUUACCAUCAUUGAGUAUUCAGCCAGAGAGUUCGCCCAAUCCAGUAACGCAUCUUCAGAGUGCAACUGAGUUAGCUGAAGCAGGGGUGACAUUCAGGAAAAGUAAAAGCCGAAGCAGCUUACUAGACUUUAAAUUUUCAGGACGAAUCCUUGAAAUACCAGAAUUGACAGUGGAUGAUGGGACUGAAACUUUGCUUCGCAAUCUAGUGGCGUUGGAGCAGUGUCACUAUCCUUCCCAUUCUUACAUCACUGACUAUGUUGCCAUUAUGGACUUCCUUAUCAACACAAGCAAAGAUGUGGAUCUCCUAGUUCAGGAGGCAGUCAUCGUUAACUUGCUAGGAGAACCCAAGUCUGCGGCCAGGUUAUUCAAUAGUCUUUGGAAGAACGUCACACGUGUAAAUUUCAACCCCCAUUACUCAGAUAUUUGCAAGGACUUGAAUGCCUUUUGUAAAAGUCCAUGGAAUAACAUGAAGGCCACUUUGAACCGUGAUUACUGCAACACUCCUUGGCGCAGUGCUGCUUCCAUUGCUGGAAUUCUGCUUCUCCUUCUCUCUUUAAUACAAGCAGUCAGUUCUAUCUCACAAAUGGUGCAGCAAUUUAAGCAAAGCUCGCCACAUUGA
Molecule: messenger RNA, 1257 nt
Organism: Neltuma alba
Lineage: Eukaryota; Viridiplantae; Streptophyta; Magnoliopsida; Fabales; Fabaceae
Product: putative UPF0481 protein At3g02645
Exons: 1
Coding region: 1-1257 (418 amino acids)
Source: RefSeq, a predicted model, not a curated record